Umbelopsis ramanniana AG is the source of this 1480-nucleotide messenger RNA. RefSeq lists its product as uncharacterized. The record is from RefSeq and is a predicted model, not a curated record. Bases 314 to 1312 code for a protein of 332 amino acids. NCBI's taxonomy places the organism in Eukaryota, Fungi, Mucoromycota, Umbelopsidomycetes, Umbelopsidales, Umbelopsidaceae. The transcript is spliced from 7 exons. Gene Ontology annotation, cellular component: cytoplasm.
GGACAGUCGUUGCAGAAGCGCUGAUACAGACCAGUGUAAGAGCGUCUACUGGCAGUCUCGAAUUGCUCAAAAGAUAAGCGUAAAGGCAUUGUCUCACUGAAAAGAAAAAUCUCAUAGGCAACUCUGUUACUUGCUGAAGAAUAGCCGUUGGUCAUGAAUAGAUUCGUGAAGUCAGGUGUGGUUCUAUUUCAUAGAUAUUGUUUUCCGGGUUGGGAAAUUGUGAACGUCCAGGCACGCUGGAAAGAGCAUUUGUGACCGGCAAUUCAACAUUUUAAUUUUCUACCGAAGGAAGGUAGAGGAAUCAAGAACGAUAAUGGAGGAACCGAAUAAGAGGAUUCCUGUCACAAUUUUGACCGGCUUCCUCGGAAGUGGAAAAACGACGCUUAUAAAUUAUGUCCUCAAGGCAUCACACGGCAAAAGGGUGGCAGUGAUAGAGAAUGAGUUUGGCGAGAUAGCAGUGGACAGCGACCUCAUAGUUGACGCAGGAGACGAAAUAUUCGAGACGCAGAAUGGUUGUAUUUGCUGCAGGGUACGCGGUGAUCUUGUGCGCAUUCUACACGAAUUAGUGGAAAAAAAGCAAGGCAAAUUCGACAUGAUUUUAUUAGAAACCACUGGUCUUGCUGAUCCUGGCCCCGUCGUUCAGGAUGCAUUUCAAAUUGACGCUAUUGUGACCAUGGUCGACUCGAAACAUUUUCAGAUGCAUCUGGACUCAGAAGAAUUGCAGAAACAAAUUGCGUUCGCAGACCGUCUAGUUCUCAACAAGUUGGAUCUCAUACCCGAUGAACAAGAGCAGAAUACUUUACAAGCGAAGCUAUCCGCCAUUAAUCCAUCUGCAGAAAUCAUUAAAUCACAGUUUGGAAAAGUACCUUUAGAUGAAAUUCUAGACGUUCGAGGUUUCGAUCUCGAAAAGGUGUUAGAGCGUGAGCCGGACUUUAUGCACGAUUCAGUGCCCUGUGAUGAGCAAGGCUGCGACAAUGAUGGUCAUAAUCAUAACCACAAUCGACAUGACGUCUCCGUAACGUCUGUUGGAAUUUCCGCUCCGGGAGAAUUGGAUUUUGAUCUUUUAAACAGUUGGGUACAAAGCCUAUUGGCUGCUAAUGGCCAGAACAUUUAUCGUAUGAAGGGGAUUCUCAAUGUCAAAGGCGAGCAAGAUCGAUUUGUGUUUCAAGGUGUUCAUAUGAUGUUUGAUGGUCAGCAAGACAGAGCUUGGAGACCUGACGAGGACAGAACAAACAAGUUAGUCUUCAUCGGCAAGCAGCUGGAUCGUGAACAACUUACAAACAGUUUCAAAGCUUGCAUCGUAGCUUCAUAGACAGAUGAACUGAUCUAAAGCCGCUGCUGACUAGAUGACAAAGUUAUUUGUAUAUUUUUAUUGUUAGAUGCCAAUAUAGUGUUACCAUUCUUUCAAUAAGGCUAUAAAGGAGGAGUGCUUGAUCGGCUUUUCAAUCUUCUAGGGCGAGCGUGCAUACUGAUAGAUGGC